CCGGGACGCCAAAAAUGAUUCGCACGUGGAAUGUGGUGCGAUUUUGUGCAAAAACAGCUAGCAGCACCGUACAAUGUCGCCGGGAGUUCAGUGUGGUGCGUAGUGUGCAACAAAGGCUGUCUUCCGCUCUGCUGGUACCACGUGGUUCACGAACAGUCGACUCAUCAGCUGCUUCGGAGUCCUCUGUGUUGGACGCUACGGAAGAGCUUGCCGCCGAAGACGAGCUGCUGAACAAUCAGAGAAACAUACCUAAUUUGAAGGUGAGGCAGCUGCUGAAAGAUGUCCCGAAAAAAAAGUUUCAGCACGACAAAGUCCCACACAACGAGAACAGGAAGAUACCAAAGCCGGCACACAAGCAAACAGACAUCGAGAAAGACACACUGCGAAUCGUACAGCAUCGCUACCAGGAUCCGUGCGCAUCAGAGGAUCGGUUUGACAAAAAUUUAAAACUACGCUACACGCUGCUGCAGUCCAACGACGACCGGUACCGUGAUUUACAGUCGCUGAUGGGUUCUCGGAAAAAGCGCGAACGCGAAAAGCUCCUGGUACUGGAAGGAAGGCGGCUCAUAAUGGACGGCUACGGUGCCGGUUUACGCCUUGAAGCGAUUGUAACGAGCGACUUAAAGCUGCUGGCGGAGCUCACCUGGAAGCCAAAGCCAAAAAACUGUCCCACUUUUCUCGUCAACCGGCAAACCAUGCUGGAAUGGUCCUCGUUGACUACCAGCCCGGGGCUAAUAGGCGUCUUUGCCGAGCCACCCAACCUGACCGAUUUAAUCACCCGAAACGCGCAGGGCAGCAAACGACUUCCGGUGACGGUGGUUUGCGACAACAUUCGCGAACCGAACAAUUUGGGCAGCGUAAUACGUAGCUGUGCGGCGGUAUCGGUGCAGGAAGUAAUCUUGCUGAAAGGCUGCGCUCAUCCGUGGGAUUUGAAAUGCUUACGCGGUGGUGCCGGUGCACACUUUCGCGUUCCCGUUCAUGGUCCGUUGGAACCGUACCAGCUGCCGGAAUACUCGCGCGCCGGAUCUAUUUAUGUGAUUGCCGAUAAUAAGAAACCGAACGACGAACGGCAUGGGUUCCGGUGGCGGCAUUACGACCAGAUCGAUUACGGAAAUGCCGAGCACGUGGUGCUGGUAAUUGGUGGCGAAACGUACGGCGUUAGCGAUGACACAAGAACCCUGGUACACGAGCUUACUCAGACAGAGAACAAGCAAAUGACCGAUCAAGCUUUCGUGGCACACAUUCCACUCUCGAACGGUGUCGAAAGUCUAAAUACGGCAUCGGCGUUGAGUGUUCUACUUUACGAAAUGAGACGAUCACUGGUGCAUCUGAGGCAGGAUGAUAAGGAGACGAAUUGA
Messenger RNA from Anopheles nili, 1358 nucleotides. RefSeq names its product rRNA methyltransferase 3, mitochondrial. Gene Ontology annotation, molecular function: RNA binding; RNA methyltransferase activity. The record is from RefSeq and is a predicted model, not a curated record. The coding region runs from base 15 to 1358 and encodes 447 amino acids. The transcript has 3 exons. Gene Ontology annotation, biological process: RNA processing. NCBI's taxonomy places the organism in Eukaryota, Metazoa, Arthropoda, Insecta, Diptera, Culicidae.